GGAACCCAUCUGUCCCUCCGAGAUUUCGAUUCUUUUCUUAGAUCGCUUGCUUCCUGUGGAUAAAGAACUAAGAUCUUUUGUUAUGGUGAUAUGAUCGGUUUCAAGUUCCUGAAAAUACCCAAAUCUUUCAGAUAGUUAAGGAGGUAAGAUGAUGGAAUCAGACUUAGCCUCCGAAGACAAACAGAUGCUGAACAGGAACUCUGACCUUGGGCCAAUAGAUCCAGAAAGAGCUCGAUUUCCAUGUUGCAUAGUUUGGACACCUCUUCCUGUCAUCUCUUGGCUGAUACCUUUCAUUGGCCACAUAGGCAUCUGCAGAGAGGAUGGAGUGAUCCUGGACUUUGCUGGGCCAAACUUUGUCUGUGUUGACCACUUUGCUUUUGGGGCGGUGGCACGUUAUGUAAAACUAAACAGAGAAGAGUGUCGUAAGCUGACCGAGGGGAUGACUUGGGAUGAUGCACUCCGGAAAGGCACGCAAGAGUUUCAGCACAGAUCUUACAGUCUAUUUACCUGCAACUGUCACUCUUUCGUCGCAAAUAAUCUGAACAGAUUGUUUUACCAUGCUCAUGAAAGAUGGAAUGUGGUGAACAUAGCAGCUAUGAUUUUCCUGAAGGGUACUUGGGUGAACAGAAGAUCGGUUGUGAAAACUUAUUUACCGUUCUUAAUUGUUUACUGCAUUGGGCUUUUCCUGGGUGGGUCAAAAUUUCUUUUGGGUGUUGUAGCUUUCGCAGUUGCUCUAAUUGGUUGGUUCCUCAUUGGUACAUAUUGCUUCAAGAAGCUUAUCCAGUUGUAAUCGCAUAAUGUACAUCGUCAGACUGCUGUAAUCCAAUUAUCUCCAUCCACAUGAUAAUGUAUCCAGGUAUAAUGUUCAAAAUGCUUUGUGGUGAAUGUUGGUCAUAAAUUGAAGAUAA
Messenger RNA from Musa acuminata subsp. malaccensis (wild Malaysian banana), 908 nucleotides. Its product is annotated as protein RTE1-HOMOLOG. Gene Ontology annotation, biological process: regulation of ethylene-activated signaling pathway; response to ethylene. NCBI's taxonomy places the organism in Eukaryota, Viridiplantae, Streptophyta, Magnoliopsida, Zingiberales, Musaceae. The record is from RefSeq and is a predicted model, not a curated record. Gene Ontology annotation, cellular component: endoplasmic reticulum; Golgi apparatus.